Molecule: messenger RNA, 1919 nt
Organism: Daldinia loculata
Lineage: Eukaryota; Fungi; Ascomycota; Sordariomycetes; Xylariales; Hypoxylaceae
Exons: 3
Coding region: 517-1821 (434 amino acids)
Biological process (GO): proteolysis
Molecular function (GO): zinc ion binding; metallocarboxypeptidase activity
Source: RefSeq, a predicted model, not a curated record
AGAGAGUAUCACAGAAAGUAUCAAAAAGGUUAUCAUACCUACCUACCUAGGUACCUACCUCAUAUCAUAAUCAAUGCCAGCACCAGUAAACAAGAUCACUACAAUGACGACUAACUAGACUUUAACUCCAUGACAUAGCUAUUUCACCUAGUUGGCGCAAUAGGUGUUGAGAAUCACGCAGUCGAUGCCGCCAGAGUCAAUUUGGAAGGUAGAAUUGCAUCCCAAGAUGUUCGCAGCUUGGCGAUUUCUCCAAAAUGAAGCAAAAGCCUACAUUACUCCCCAAUUAUUUAUAUUCGCACCAAUUGCGAAUCUUUGAAAGAGAACAGUUCAUCUGCCAAUGCUACCGCGUAGUGCUGAACUCGCCAUCGGGGAUCACAUCACCUUAUUGCUCAUGGUAAGCAAGCCAAACCCUGACGGUAUAUAUAUAUAUACCUAUAUACCUAUAUAUAUGAAGGUAAUUUGCAGGAUUUCUCUUUUCGCUUCACAAGCUCUUGAUUUGCUACUUCUUCCUUCACAAUGAAGCUUUCUCUCUUAGCUCCAAUUCUAGCUUCUCUCGUUGCAAGCGUUCCAACAGCUCCCAGAAAUGAUGAUGUCGUAUCCUACGAUGGAUACAAGGUCUUGCGGAUAAACACGCAUGGGCACCCAUCGGCUACUAAAGGGAAACUCUCGGGAAUACUUUACGAACAGUGGAACCGGGAUGUCUACAAGCACCUAGAUAUCCUCAUUUCCCCUGAUCAGGUUGUCACGUUCGAAGCACUUGACCUUGACUACCAAGUUAUGCACAAGAACCUGGGAGACUCAAUUUCAUCAGAGUCCAUUUCGAAGUCUGUCUUCUCCAGACAGACUGGAGAUCUCUCGUGGUAUGAUUCGUACCACGACUAUCAGGAUCAUAUCCAAUAUUUCGAGGAUUUGCAAAAGUCAUUCCCAAACAACUCAGAGCUCAUUUCAUCUGGCACCUCUUAUGAGGGGAGAAAUAUAUACGGUCUCCAUCUAUGGGGCGCGAGUGGACCCGGCAAACCGGCAGUACUUUACCAUGGAAAUGUGCAUGCUAGAGAAUGGAUUACAUCGCCGGUCGUCGAGUACAUAACGCUCCAGUUAGUUAGUGGCUACAACGACGGCGAUAAUCUCACUCGUUCCUUUUUGGAUAAGUACGACUUCUAUAUCGUACCAAUUGUGAACCCAGACGGUUUUGCGUAUUCUCAAACAACUGAUCGCUUGUGGCGCAAGAACCGCCAACCGCCACCUGGGAACCAAUCUUGUAUUGGUCGGGACAUUAACCGUAAUUGGGAAUUUGCAUGGGAUGCGAACCCAUUAGGCGCCUCCACAAACCCAUGCUCGCAGAGCUAUAAGGGCGAGGCACCUUCUGACACACCGGAGAACCAGGGUUUAGAUAAGUUGGUACGUCAGUUACGCGAUGGCGCAGGCAUCAAGCUAUACAUAGACUGGCACAGUUAUGGACAGUAUAUUCUAUCGCCAUUUGGGUACAAGGAGACGCUAUACGCGCCCGAACUUGGAAAAUGGACCAAAGCAGCUGGCAUCGUCAGUGAAACAAUACGGGAUAGUUCAGACGCGCGAACUACGUUUACUUUCGGGCCCAGCGGAGCAACUCUGUAUCCAACGACAGGUGCGGCGCCUGACCAUGUUUAUAGCAUUGGCCGUGCCGAGUUCUCCUAUACCAUCGAACUCCGGGACACGGGCAGAUUCGGUUUCGUAUUGCCUCCUGAGCAAAUUAGGCCUACCGCCGAGGAACAGUGGGAGGGACAAAAGGCGUUGCUAAGUUUACUAGACGAGGACUUCUUCGAUGGUGAGGGCCCAGCUUGACCAUUAGGGGUAGGAGCUUGAGAAUAUAUUCGCAUAGUUAUAAUACUAUAAUACACAGACUAGGCAGUCUAGGUCAUAUUGACUAAUUGAAAACCUGA